This is a messenger RNA of Tachyglossus aculeatus (Australian echidna), 2767 nucleotides long. It is a transcript of the gene VWA1, whose product is annotated as von Willebrand factor A domain containing 1. NCBI's taxonomy places the organism in Eukaryota, Metazoa, Chordata, Mammalia, Monotremata, Tachyglossidae. The record is from RefSeq and is a predicted model, not a curated record. The transcript has 8 exons. Gene Ontology annotation, molecular function: protein binding. The coding region runs from base 127 to 1764 and encodes 545 amino acids.
UGGACUCUUCCCAGCCCCCAGCCACUCGUGGGUCUGGAUGGAGACUCAGCUGCCUGCAGCGGUGGUGGGAAAGACUCUAGUUACUACAGCAGAGGGUGAGGAGUGGCAGCCGCAGCGACGCCGACCAUGAGAGAAGACCCAGGCCGGAGGAGCGCGCGGGAUCCCGGGCACCGGCCUGUGGGCCCCUCCCCACGGCAGCGGGCCCCAUGCUGCCCCGCCCGGCCCCCCAGUCCGGACCAUAACGGGCCGCCUUGCCCCCCAGGCUUGGCCCGGCACCUCCCGCUCGCCCUCCUGCUCUGCCUGGUGCCCGGGCCGGGCCUGGGCCACGGGGUGAUGGUGGAGGCAGUGACAGAGCCCCCCGGGCCUUCGUCCCCGGGCCCUCAGGGGGACCUCCUGCUCCUGCUGGACAGCUCGUCCAGCGUGUCGUACUACGAGUUCUCGCGCAUGAAGGAGUUCCUGGGGGAGCUGGUGCGGCCGCUGCCGCUGGGCCCGACGGCGGUGCGGGCCGGGCUGGUCCACAUCGCCACGCAGCCGGCCUCCGAGUUCCCGCUGGACGGACACCGGUCUGGGGCGGCGGCGCAGCAGGCCAUCCGCGCCGCCCGCCAGCGCAUGGGCGAUACCAACGCGGGCCGGGCCCUGGCCUUCGCCCGGGAGCAACUGUUGGACGGGGCCCGGCCCCACGUGCCCAAGGUGCUCCUCUGGGUGACCGACGGCGGCUCCACGGACCCCGUGGCCCAGCCCGCGCAGGACCUGAAGGCCCAAGGGGCCACCGUCUUCAUCGUCAGCACGGGCCGGGGGAACUACCUGGAGCUGGCCUCCGCCGCCAGCCCGCCCCCCGACAGGCACCUGCACUUCGUGGACGUCGACGACCUGCCCAGCGUCACCCGACGGCUGAGGGACCACAUCCUCGAGGCGAUGUGGCCCCAGCAGCUCCAUGCCACAGAGAUCACCUCGAGCAGCUUCCGCCUCGUGUGGCCGCCGCUCCUGUCCGACGCCUCCGACUAUUAUGUGCUGGAGGUGACGCCCGACGCCGACGCCACGGCCAGACAGAGCUGGCAGCUGCCUGCCCAUGACACCACGAGGUUCCUGGGUGACCUGCAGCCCGCCACCACCUACCGGGUGACCCUGGUCCCCGAAUCGAAUCUGCACUACCUGCCCCCGCAGACGGUCCUCGUCACCACCCUGGACGAGGAAGUCAGCCCGGCCCAGAUCCACAUCUCCAACUCCACGUCCCAGGGCUUCCGCGUCGGCUGGGCCCCCACCCCGGCCGGGGUGCUCAAGUACCAGCUGCUGUACGGGCCCCUGCCCGCGAGCGGUGCCCAGGUCCUGGAGGUGCCCGGCACCCAGAACAGCACCGUGCUGGAGAACCUGGCCCCCAAUACCACCUACCUGGUGACUGUGGUGGCCACUUACAGGUCGGGGAAGGAGAAGGCCCUCUCGGCCAAGGCCUGCACUCAGGAAGUGAGCAGCUCAGUGCGGGACCUGAGGUUGGAGAGCGUGGGGCUCGGCCGCCUGAAGGCGUCGUGGGACCCGGCGUCCGGGGCCGUCCGGGGCUACCGGGUGCGGUGCCGGCGGCAGGCGGGCCCGUGGCUGUCGCAGAGCGUUUCCCCGUGGGUGCGCAGCGUGCUCCUGGCUGACCCCAACCUCGGCGCCCGCAGCAGAGUGUGCGUGACGCCCAUCUACGGGAGCCUGAAGGGCCGCGGUCGGUGUCGCGACGUCCGCACGUGGCUCGCUACUGAGGCGCCCGGAUACCGCCCUGGCUAACUCGCACCCCGGACAGGAGAGCAGGAGACGUAAGUGGUGGAUGAGAAGAGAAGGAGAAGAAGGAAAAGGAGGAGGAGGAGGAGGAGGAAACCAGAUGCCCAUGUCAUGGGCAGGGCCAGGCCGAUCCCCCGCAUCCCUCCCCACCGCCAUCCGAAAGACGCCCGCCACACUUGGCUUGCUCAGCGGCCCGCCCACGCCGGCCCUCUGCUUCGGGUGGUCCCGGGUGUGAGUUCUGCCGGCCGGUCCCGCGUGGGAUGUGUAUGGCAGUUGGCGGGCCGGUGGCCACCCCGGACUGGAGCCUUGGAGACCGCGCCGCCCCUUUCACCACCCUGGCCUUGCUCCCGUGGGGCAGGUCCCGCGUGGGUUUCCCGGGGGCUCUGGUGUGGCCGCAUCGCCCCUGGGUUGUUCACUUUUCCUCCCGAAGAUCUGACUCUCAGGGUUUCCUGGGCCGGGACCGUCUCCAUGCCCGAGCGGUUACAUUACGGGAGAACCGGCCUGCAGGACCGUAGUGAAGCGCAGAGCCCGGAAGCCCUUCUCCUAGCCAAGGGGCAAGUUCCUGGACCCCGCUCCUCCUUCCAGGCUGGGAGCCAUGGGCUGCCUGUCUGUCAUCUGUCUGUCUGGAGCCCAUGUCCACAGCACACCCCAGGGUGAGGGGCGAAGGGGGUCUACACUUCUCAGAACUCUGACCGGUCGUUUCCUUCUCUACUUGCCCUGCCCCGUGCCCCUCGGCCCCGCGGUGCCCCCCAGCCCCGCGGGGUAAACCAGGUGGGCCGGCGGCAGGAGGAACGAGUGCCCACCCCUCGCUGUUUUCUGUUCUCACUGUUGCCGGAGGCCCGCAAAGCCCACCCCUCCACACCCGUGCACGCACCCGACUGGCCACGCGGGCGGUCCGUCGCACGGUUUUCUCACGAGAAACUCGGGGCUGAUGAAACGCUUCACUGUUGCUUUGUUUCCCAAAUAACGCAUCCAUCAGCGGACUUCCAAUUACAGUGAAUGAAACCUC